Molecule: messenger RNA, 2434 nt
Organism: Drosophila elegans
Lineage: Eukaryota; Metazoa; Arthropoda; Insecta; Diptera; Drosophilidae
Gene: Sam-S
Product: S-adenosylmethionine synthase
Exons: 7
Coding region: 315-1541 (408 amino acids)
Biological process (GO): S-adenosylmethionine biosynthetic process
Cellular component (GO): cytosol
Molecular function (GO): ATP binding; methionine adenosyltransferase activity
Source: RefSeq, a predicted model, not a curated record
ACCGGUUACAAAGCAGUUCAUUUUCAAACGGGGUGGCAGCGCCAAGGCGAGCGAACAGCUGUUUGCACGACAGGGCAAAAGCAAAAACGUGGAUGCUGAAGAAGUAAGGUUUCCAAGAGUCCCGAGUACGCCAGGAAAGUUUCGCGGCCAUUAAGAAGAGCGCCAUCCAAAGAGAACACUGCCAUCCGAAGAGAACAGAAGCCCGCUCUCUCGCACUUGGAGCUCCAACAACAACAGCACAACCGACCGUAACUCGUUUCGAAGCCCUUCCUAAUCAGAACCAAACUCAUCGAGCUACAAAACUACCCAGCAAAAUGCCGCAAAAGACAAACGGACACAGCGCCAAUGGCUGCAACGGAAGCAACGGCAACUCCUACGACAUGGAAGACGGAGCCACAUUCCUGUUCACUUCCGAAUCUGUGGGCGAGGGCCAUCCAGACAAAAUGUGCGACCAAAUCAGCGACGCUAUAUUAGAUGCCCAUCUGAAGCAGGAUCCCAACGCAAAAGUGGCUUGCGAAACCGUGGCCAAAACUGGCAUGAUCCUGCUCUGCGGAGAGAUCACAUCAAAGGCCGUAGUGGAUUACCAGAAGGUUGUUCGUGAGACAGUCCAGCACAUUGGCUACGAUGACUCCUCCAAGGGUUUCGAUUGGAAGACCCUAAAUCUCCUUGUCGCCAUCGAACAACAGUCGCCCAACAUUGCCAACGGCGUACACAUCAACCGCGAAGAAGACGACGUCGGCGCUGGUGACCAGGGCAUCAUGUUUGGAUAUGCCACCGAUGAGACCGAGGAGUGCAUGCCCCUUACCGUAGUGUUGGCCCACAAACUGAACGAAAAGAUUGCUGAGCUGCGUCGCUCGGACGUCUUCUGGUGGGCUCGUCCCGAUUCGAAGACACAAGUUACCUGCGAGUACCUUUUUAAUCAGGGAUCAGCAGUGCCCAAGCGCGUCCACACCAUCGUAGUGUCCAUGCAGCACUCGGAGAAGAUUUCGCUUGAGACCCUGCGCUCGGAAGUAAUGGAGAAAGUUGUGAAAGUCGUCAUUCCCGCCAAAUACAUUGAUGCCAACACCAUUGUGCACAUCAAUCCUUGCGGUCUCUUUGUCAUCGGUGGACCAAUGGGUGAUGCUGGACUAACGGGCCGCAAGAUCAUUGUGGACACCUACGGAGGCUGGGGCGCCCACGGUGGCGGUGCGUUCUCUGGCAAGGACUUCACAAAGGUCGACAGAUCCGCAGCAUACGCAGCCCGCUGGGUGGCCAAGUCGCUGGUAAAGGCCGGGCUCUGCAAGCGCUGCCUUGUACAAGUCUCGUACGCCAUAGGUCUGGCGGAGCCGCUAUCCAUAACUGUGUUCGACUACGGCACUUCCCACAAAUCGCAAAAAGAACUCUUGGAUAUCAUCCGCCGUAACUUUGACCUUAGACCCGGCAAGAUUGUCAAGGACUUGAACCUGCGUCAGCCCAUAUACCAGCGUACCAGCACCUAUGGGCACUUCGGUCGCACCGGCUUCUCGUGGGAGGAGGCGAAGCCUUUGCAGACAGAAAACUGACUAGACGCUGACACGCCCCUACCACAAUCACCGUGGGCUAAAAGGUCAAAGCCAUCGUCAUCAGCGUCGCCAUCAACUGAAACCCCAACACCAACGUAAUUUUUAGUUUCGUUUUUAAAGUUAAAUCGCAUCGGGUUGCGACCUCCUUUGGGCUUUCUUUUCUAACUGCAUCUGCGCUCUUCGCUAUAUAAUUUAAACCAAGCUAAUGUGUGUAGUCUUCUCACACAGCACUAGUUGUAGCCGUCAUACUACCCGCAUAUAUAUACUUAAUAGAGGGCUCCACCACAAUUGAUGAGCUUUAGUUAUACAUAUACAUAGUAUAGACUCGUCCCUCAGCUCUGUUAAAAAUAGUUACAAAAAUUAAAAAAGUAGUUAGUCCACCCUUUAAAUACCACGCAAUAUAAUUCAGUUGACAUUAAACUUUGAUAACCGCUGCCUAGAAGCUAUGCAUCAUUCUCAUGUCCUAAUUGUACACAUAUUUUUGUAUCUUUUAAUAUUUUUCUUUGUUGCAUGCGUUGUAUAUGUUUAACCAAAAGUUUUUAAACAACUCGAUUGUAUGUAAAUUACACACUGUCUUUGUAUUUCUGUAACCAACCAACCGUAAGAUAAUGUAUUUUCCUUUACAAAAAUAUAUUAAAAUUACAAAAAAAUGUAAUGCGUAAAGAAACAACAGAAUCAGUGUCAUGUCUUGUGUUGCAAUAUAUAAACAGACAGAGCAAACAGUCAGCCAGUUCAACCUCCUUCUGGUACUUUACAUAGGCGCCGAUUAAGAUGCCCAUAAAAUAUUUAAAUCUGAAAUAUAUUGUAGUGUUGAAGAUAUGUACACAUCAAGCAAAAUUUUACAUGACAAUGAUCAUUGCAAUAAACUUAACCGACAGUUUUAAUUUAAACAA